This is a messenger RNA of Opisthorchis viverrini, 1381 nucleotides long. RefSeq lists its product as hypothetical. NCBI's taxonomy places the organism in Eukaryota, Metazoa, Platyhelminthes, Trematoda, Opisthorchiida, Opisthorchiidae. The annotation marks the transcript as partial. Gene Ontology annotation, biological process: iron-sulfur cluster assembly. The record is from RefSeq and is a predicted model, not a curated record. The transcript has 7 exons.
GCUACCUCACCAUUCACUCCAUCUAUCGUCUUCUUAUUUUAGCCUUCUGCUGAUUGUUUAUUUCACCUGGAUGAAUGCCAACCCGGUCGUUCUUCAGCUCCCUAAACGGACGCCAAAAUUCAACGGUUUCGCUUACAUUGAACAUGCUAACGCAUGGGACGGUCUGAGAGAGCCCAUAGAUGCCAAAGAGGUUUUCGAACACAUUCGGGAAGUGCGUGACCCUGAACACCCAUAUAGCCUUGAGGCAUUGGGUGUGGUUUCCGAAACCGCCGUCUCCGUGAAAGAUUCGGAAAACCUUGUUUCGAUCCAAUUCACCCCAACCAUUCCUGCUUGCAGUUUGGCCACACUGAUUGGUCUGGCGAUCAAAGUCAAGCUAACCAGAUCUUUACCUCGUCGAUUCAAGUUGUGCGAACAUUUGGAAGUGAGCAAGAUCAUGCGACGUGAGGUGAAGUGCUUGGGUGUCCUCCUGAUUUGUAUCGCUGCAUCAGCUUGGAUUAUUGGGAAACUGAGUUGGGACCUCGAGUUUGAGUAUGGUACACUGUACAACUUCGAAAUCGAUCCCAAAGUAGAACCUUUGGCCGAUGGGGCAGCGACCAAUACUAUUCAUCUAUUCUUGGUCAUACCGGAUUUCAAGACUCUGGAGAAGACCGGAACAAUGCUCAAAAGUCUGCUGUACUAUCAAGGUCGUUUGGACGAGACAUUUGUUGAGUGUACACCAACAAUCAACAAACCGGAGUCGAUAAAGUGUUCGGACUUGGAUCUGUUACCGACGGCGAGUUCACUGACACUGCAUGUUGCGGCAAGCGACAGUCUAGGGGACCAAACAGCAGAACUGUUUGGGGAUUUUCACGUGGAAGACUUGACUGUGCAGUUGUACAGCUUAGAAAGCUGUCUGGCAAUUGGAGCAGUUUGUGAACAGGGCCAAGACUGUUCUCGUUUUUGCUCUACAGGUGACGGAGAAAUUCCCGUGAGUGAAAUUCAUAUUACACACGGAAUCAAUACUGGUCUCCUCCUACUGAAUCUGAAUGAACUCAGACGUCUGGAAUGGUGGAACAUGACAGAUGUGGACGGCCAAACAGAGGCGAUUCAACUCACCGACCGGGAUCUGAUCAACCGGAUAUUGGAGAGGAACGUCAACCUGUACUACAAGUUACCGUGUCAAUGGAAUGUCCAAAUAAUCGCCGACUCUGGCUUGGAUUGCUGUCCCUUCUACUGGAUUGAACGACGUCCUGAGGAGGAUGACUGUGUAAACACUGAAGAUGACGAUCAAAAUUACAUUCCUAUGGCCCGUGCAAUUCAAUUCAACAUCGAUCGGAGAACGGAGUUGAAUUUCUUUAUCAACGGCUAUUCAGCGGACGAUGUUACACUUGUCUUGAGUGCA